UAUCCCGUCGUUAUCGAACCCCAUGGAGACCCCACUCCCUUCUUUAUCGCAACUAACCCCAAUUCCUACUUCCGCCGCCGCCGUCUCUUCCGCUAUUCCGGCCGCAGUCAAGACCGUUUCCGUUCAACAACCCAUCGAUGGAUCUCCACGCGCCGUCUCUGUCGAUACCGGGGGUAAUCCGGAGCCGCUUGCGGCUGUUCCUGGAGCUAAGCUUCGUCUCAUGUGCAGCUUUGGUGGCCAUAUCAUGCCUCGUCCGCAUGACAAGUCCUUGACGUAUUCCGGCGGAGAGACUCGUCUUGUUGUUGUUGAUCGACGCGCGUCGCUUUCUUCCCUCCGAUCUCGUCUCUCUACUAUGCUUCUCAACGGCCGGUCCUUCACUCUCAAGUACCAGCUCCCUAGCGAAGAUCUCGAUUCACUCGUCACCAUCACUACCGAUGAAGAUCUGGAGAAUAUGAUCGAGGAGUACGAUCGCGCCACUUCCUCAGCGACGGCGACUGCUACGCAACGGAUCCGGUUGUUUCUUUUCGCUAACAAGCUCGAGACCGCCGCUACUAUGGGACCUCUGCUUGAUGGCGCGAAAUCUAACACUUGGUUCGUCGAUGCUCUCAAUCAAUCUGGCUUGCUUCCUCGGGGUUUGUCGGAUUCCGCCACUGUUAAUAACACCUUGGUAAAUCUAGAUGAGGCUAGCGGCGGAGAGGCCGAGAUCCGAAACCUAGAAACUAAUGCUGCCGCUGGCGAGAACAAUAAACGAGGGGAGUUUGUUCCAAACGGUGUGAUUUCGCAUCAGGAGAUGCAUAUGAGCUCGAUGCCUGACUCGCCAAUGAUGGAAGCCGCUGGUUCUUCGAUAGGAUCUUCAUCUUCUUCUCCUUCUACUUCCAAUUUGCCACCGAUUCGCGUUAGAGUCAGCGAAGACCAGAGGAUUGAGGAACAAUUGGCACAGAUGACCUUCUCAAACAUGCAAACUCAGAGGCAAUUUGAUGAUGGCAUUAGCUUGAUUGCAACUCGCCCAAUGAUGAUUCCGUCCGGUGCCAUGACCGAUGCUAAUACAAUGGCGUAUAACAACGCACCUGGUGAUGGUGUUCCUCCCGCAAGCAAUGGCCAGGUCUCACCGGAUGACGAUCGAUCCGAUUCAGGUGUAUCAACUGGCUACAGGAAGCCACCUUUGCCGAUGCAGUCAGUAUCAAUCCCACCGAGAACUGUCGGAGGGUAUAGCUUGACUUCUCCUGAUUCCGUUGCAAGUGAUACUAGCAUUUCUUCUGCUACUUCAUUUUCAAAGCCAAUGUACUACCAAGACCAACCUCCAGCUCUACCAAGAGCUCCUCCAUUGACACAGCCUGAAACCACCUCGGUCCAAAGCUCCCAUGUCUUACCUCAGACUGAAACCACUUCACCCCAAACCACCUCCCACGUCCUGUCUCAGCCAGGCACGUAUACAACUAUGGAUCAACAACAACACCAACACCAACCUCCGGCUCAACAACCUUUCUUACACCAAGGCGUUCAGUACAUCCCUCACCCAUCUCAAUACAUCCCAGUUUACUCUCAUCAGCAGCAACAAAACUACCCUGUUUACGUGAUGUCUGUCCCGCAAUCUCAGCAGUAUGUCCCAGCAGGAACUCCCCCGCUCUACCCGAAUUCAAAACCUGGGGUGAACUCGAGACCUGAAGCUGCCCAGAAUGUUUACCGUGCCACUCCCACUCAGGUUCUUCAGCUUCAGCAGCAGCAUCAAUACAUGGGUUACAGUGGAGUUCCUCAGCAUACUACAAACACAAGCGCCACCUAUGGUACUGGAGUUCCUCAACAUACCUCAAACGCAAAUGCAAACACAAAUUACAGUAUUGGAGCUCCUCAACAUAGCACAAACGCAAACGGCAAUUAUGGUGGGGGCUACGAAUACACAAACCCUCCAAACGAGACAGUGUAUUACCACACACGGCCUCCUGCGGCCAACACUGGUAUUCCCUUAGCGUCUCCGUACCAAAGCAUGACACCAGCCGCAGCAGCAGCCGCUCUAGCUGAUAUGUCCAAGCAGAUGGCUCUUGACGGCAGUAAACAGCAACAACAUAUGGCUGCGUCUCAGCCGCUUUAGAAGCUGGAUCUUUUGGUAAUAAAGGCGCCAAGUGUGACUGUAUAGCCCAAUUACACUUCGCGCUUCUGGUCUUUUUGCUUAUUACAUGUAACGUCGUGUUGCUAUCUCCUUAGAUAUAUAUACUACAUAGGCUUUGCUAUAUCGUUUUCUAAAGUUGGUAUCUUAGUUAUACUAUUACUUAUUAUGUCUCUAUAUCUUUUUCUAUAUUUGGAAAAUAAAAAUUGUUUGGAUGAUUAUUCUAAUUAGUAUAAUGGACUAAGAUUUGAAGGCU
Capsella rubella is the source of this 2360-nucleotide messenger RNA. RefSeq lists its product as uncharacterized. The record is from RefSeq and is a predicted model, not a curated record. The transcript is spliced from 2 exons. Lineage: Eukaryota; Viridiplantae; Streptophyta; Magnoliopsida; Brassicales; Brassicaceae. Bases 23 to 2089 code for a protein of 688 amino acids. Gene Ontology annotation, molecular function: protein binding.